Molecule: messenger RNA, 1289 nt
Organism: Lathyrus oleraceus (garden pea)
Lineage: Eukaryota; Viridiplantae; Streptophyta; Magnoliopsida; Fabales; Fabaceae
Product: protein DOWNY MILDEW RESISTANCE 6
Exons: 4
Coding region: 49-1059 (336 amino acids)
Source: RefSeq, a predicted model, not a curated record
CUCAACAUUUCAGAAUCAUAUUGUGCAUGGUAUUAUAGUUUCAAGAAAAUGUCUGAGACCAAAUAUGUAUCUAGUUGGUACAAUCUUCAUUCCAAAGUUCCAGAAUCCUAUGUGCAACCACUAGACAGAAGACCCUGCAAUGCUGUCAUGUCCACCAACAAGACAAUCCCAGUGAUUGAUCUCGCCGGAAAUGAUCGCGACGAGAUCGUAAAAAAAAUCAUUAAAUCCUCCGAAGAAUAUGGAUUUUUUCAGGUUGUGAAUCAUGGAGUUGCUAAGGAGUUAGUGGAUGAAACUCUAAGGAUUUUCAAAGAAUUUCAUGCUUUACCUGCUGAUGUGAAAGAAAGUGAAAGCUCUAAGGAUCCAAACAAAAGCUGUAAGCUCUAUACAAGCAGUGGGAGGAACGUUGCAGAUGUUGCUAAGUAUUGGAAAGAUUCAUUGAAACAUCCUUGUCCACCUUCUGGAGAAUUCACUCAGUAUUGGCCUCAGAAACCUCAGGGAUACCGUGAAACUGUUGGAAAAUACACACAAGAACUAAGAGCACUUGGGCUAAGAAUUCUGGGAUUAAUUUCAGAAGGGUUGGGACUGAGUUCAGAUUACUUCUCUGGAGAUCUAAGUGAAAAUCCAAUCAUUUUAUCUCACCAUUACCCUCCUUGUCCAGAACCAGGCCUAACAUUGGGAGCUUCAAAGCACAAAGAUCCAAACACUUUAACCAUUCUUUUUCAAGAACCAAAUAUCACUGCACUUCAUGUCAUGAAGGAUGGUGCUUGGAUUCCGGUUGAACCUAUUCCCGACGCCUUUGUAAUAAACAUGGGCUUUAUGCUUCAGAUAAUUACUAAUGGAAGGCUUAUCGGUGCUGAACAUCGGGUUGUAACAAACUCGAGCCCUAGCAGGCAUACUAUAGCUUAUUUUAUUAAUCCAAGCAAAGAAGCGAUUAUAGGACCUGCUAAGGAGGUUACAAGUUCAACUUCACCACCCAUUUAUCCAUCCAUGCCAUUUGGAGAAUUGUUGGAGAAAUUUAUGAACAAUGGCCCUUACUUUGAAGCACAAUUUCGCUUGUAAAAUGGAAACAUCAAGACACGUUUUGCUUUUGCUUGAGGAGAUUAAUAUGCAAGUAAUCACGAAUAAGUUGCUAGAGUAUACUAGCUUAUGAAUAAUUUGACUUGUAAUUUUACUCUAUGAUGGUCUUUUUAUGGCCUAACAUUUAUGUGCAAGUUUCCUCUUGGUCUUGAAUUGAUAUUUUUUUUAUAUUCGAGUAAUCUUUUUUUUCACAAUGUUUGCGUUAUGUUAAC